CUCCCCUCCGGACACACGUCGGACUGAGCGGCUGCCGCGUGACGACGAGCACGCUUCGACAUAAUAUUGCUACUUUUUUUUUAUUGGUUGCGUGCGUGUGUGUGUGUCUGCACGCGCGCCCGCACGCUCGCUGAGCGUGUUACGCGCUCGGUGCUGAUUGCGGCAUAGACUCGUCUCUCUUUCGGACCUUUUCUUUUUUUUUUCUUCUUCUUCUUCUCCAUUGACCGGCCCCUGGUUUCGUGUCUUGGCGUGUGCUUACCUUGCCAGCGUCAACCGGAGUCGCUACACACCUGCGAGGAGCAAGGCAGGAGACCCGUCGCCAAGCCUGAACACCCCAGGGGGGAAAUAACCGGUGCGUGCCUCCUAUUCCGAGCACCGCUGAGUCGCAUGGCCGGACCGUCGUCGGGGACGAGCGGCCUGCAGCUGCUGCUGCCCCUGGUGCUGCUGGCGGCUGCGGCACCGUCGCGGGCGCAGUCGGCCGACCAGGAGUGGCAGCGACGCGUGCUCGAGCGGCGCCAGGUCGAGCAGCUUCCCCCGGCCGCCAUGCCCGAGCCCUCGUGCGCCCAGCUCAGGCUCAUGUGGCGCCAGAUGCACCGCAUGGCUCGACACAGCCAGCUCACCAACGAGAUACCGCAGUUCCCAGCCUCCUACCCAUUCGGUUACGUGUCGCCCGACGACAAGGCGCUCAUGUUCUGGACGCCAGCGUCGUUCGGCAAAGUUGUGCGCCAGCCCGGCCAGAAGCCUGUGAGCGUGGUCAAUCCCGGCCGGCCAUCCGUGGCGGGCCGCUUCGCCCAAACGCCCCUGCCUCGCUCCGCGCUCGGUUCGUCGUACGGCACCGUGGUGCGCAGCCCGAGCGAGAAAGCCGCGUUGCGACGCCAGAUGGCCGCCGCCACCGGUUCCUGGGGACCAUUCACACCUCCUGACCGCGGUUCGGACGCUGGAGUCGUGUCCAAGACCAGGGUUCUCUACCGCAGCGAACAGGAGCGUUGCGGCCGCAGCGUGAUGGGCCGCACCUGCCACUCGCACGACGACUGUUUCUGCCCGGGGCUCAAGUUCUUCUGCUCGGCCGGAAGGUGUCGCUCGCCGGCCUCCAGGAAAGCCUCCAAGGACCAGUGGGGCACGUGGUACAGCGGCCCCCUGGAGGUCUCCAGACUGGGCAUGAUGGGAAAGGCAAGGAACCGACCCGGACCAGCGACUUCCAAUGACGUCUGAACACAGGGCUACUAAUCAAGGAGCCGCCGCCAGCGCCGCCAUUGUUCUUCCGCGAGCUACUUCCUCGCCGAUCCUAUGGAUAGAAAGAGAGGGAGAGACCGCCAUCAUUGCCCCCCUCCCGAACAACCCCAAGUAUUCUUUUUCGAAGGACUGACUGCUCAAGGGUGCUCCCUUGCCCAUACAGGGCCGUUCGCGCUUACUGAGCUCUGCUGCAAGACAGGGCUUUCUCGCCUGCGAGUCUUGGUUAAAACGAUAAGACCAUUCUCGCCAUGUUCAAGAACGGCCAGUAUAGAACUGCAUCACCUUUCCCACAACGGUUUACUUGGCUUCAUUUGCUGCAUGGAUGGCUUGCGCAGAAAGCAAGAGCUUCGCCUGGCGGGUUCUGCAGAGCACUUUAUCUUUGAGUGAUGGGCUAUUUUGAAAAGAAAUGUGAUUAGCAAGACCCUUUCCCCAUUGUUGCAAACAAUGGCGCUGAACCCUUGCACUUGCUCACGUCUGGAUGGCUAGGUACACAGGUUGGGUUAGCUGCAGAACCAGAUGAAGAUGUUGAAAGCAACACAUGACUGUUUUGUUGUUUGUAAAUUGGCGGUGUCAGUGUGCAAUGUACAAUGCCGUAUCAAAUGUGAAAGGAGACACAUAUCAGCGGAGCAAAGCACCUGAAAAAAUUGCCUGCAAAAGUGCGAGUGUCUAUAUAGGUACUCAGCGGUGGUCCGAACCUAUGCCUUCUGUGCUGCACUCGAACUGCGCUGACUUUUCCACAUGAAACGUGGAGCGAAUUUCCCAAAGUCGUCACACUUUUCGACGUUGUUCUCCAGACAGGCAUCUCUGCUCUUCUGCAGGUAUGCUGUGGCCAAGCGAGUACAACUAUACCUCGGCCAAUUAGCAACCAGACCAGGCAAAAGAGUAAGAGCAGUCUGCAAUACCUUUUGCAGGCACUGCCAAGUCACCAACAGCAGCUUAAUUACCAUAGAAAAACACCCGUGCAGUCUGCCAGUGUUCGCUUACAGGCUCAAAACAUGGAGACAGAAGGAAACCUGGAGGAAGGUGGGCACAGCAAAAGGAGCAAUGGAAAGAAAAUGUACAGAAAGCCAAUGCGAACACACUGUGUCCUAGCUUAAAUUAAGAAGUGGCGUCGGGCAGGCCACUUAUUGCAUAGAGCUUAAAACUGAGAGUAAGCAUAGAAUUGAAAACUGGUACUAACAGGAGUUGUAAGGAAAGGAGAUGGAGCCAGGGGCAACAGAAUGACUGGCGAGACGAAAUAUGUCAAAUUAGCAAGCCACAAAAGUUGCUGGAUGCGUUUCAGUGGUAGUGGAGCCAGCACCUUUCAAGGAAUGUUUUGAACCUAAUCUAAGUUUCCGAAGGUGUGCCUCGCCGGCCAGUCUGUUUGUUUGGAUUGAAUGCACAGGUCACAGGAGUACUGAAAUCAUGUCUUUCAGAUAUGGAAGCUAAAACCUUGUACGACAUAAGCACAUCUUUGAUAUAAUAGCCAUUCGAAACACUACUCUACUGGCAUUCUGCCAAGUCGGGUCAAAUUGGCAGAGCCUGUCGCCAUACUUUGGAUGCCGUAUUGAGGAUCCCUGUUACUGCCACUGUCACAUAAAAAGGGACUCAUCCAACCUUACUGUGCUACUUUUUCUUGCUCUUCAACAUCCACGUUAUGCAUGCACUGUGACAUUGCCGCCACUAGCUCCGCCAUCAGUGGUAGAACAGGUUCGACCUCAACAGUAGAAAUAAAAGCACAUAGCAACUACAGGAGCCAUACAUGCCAGAUGAAGACACUCCGGACACAUAGGCAAAAUUUCAGCAUAUUUGUACCAGGACAAAAGAUUGCAGAGUUUUAGGAUAGCCGGUAGAUAUGUACACCAUAUCACAAAAAAGCAAGGGCAGUCAGCCAUCAACAGUAGCUGCCGACUGGUCCUUUCUUUUUUUUUUUUGAUGUGUAGGAAUAUCCGUGAUGGAGUGUAGUAGUGUAGGAAGGGAACAGUAGCACGAACAAUGACCUCUUAUGAAGCUGUGGUCAACUAUUACGUGCUAUAAAUUUUUCCAUGAUGCACGACUAAUCUUUCAAAAAUAAAAGAUGUAAAACUACCUUUGUGAUCAUUAUGUCAAUGCCGACUUAUACGCCAGUAGAUAAAUGAAGUACUCAGUGCAAUUAUGUGCUGUUCUGUUAAAUAUUGUGUCACAAGAUGGCACCACCAGCAUUGCUGCUCUUUCGCCACAUGUCACGAUUGUAGGCCACCGCUUUGCUAAAACCCGCGAUUCGUGAGCAGUGAUGCAAGUAUCGAUACACAGCUUGACAGCAACUAGUAGGGAAGUUCUUCAGCAUGUUUACCCAGUACGAGACCAGAGAUAAAGAAGCGAUGAAGAAGGCAACGAAUGUGCGAAGCAACAGCUGAUGGAAGGUAACAUACACAAAGGUCAAAUGGAUAGACAAACUUUUGCUCAGAAGUACCAAAAAACGGCGGAAAAAUCUAUACAUGAAGCAGACUUUUGCCUUCACCAUUUUUCUUAAAUGAGUUAGGCGACAUGUUGUAGGGUUUCUUAUAUCUCCAGCAUCGUUUGUGUGCCAAAGAUGGUGCUGGUUCAACUGGAAUGGAAUUUGAGUCCCAGAAGGUGGCGACCUGUGGGUGUUCAGUUAGUGCUCAGUGUCAAGUACCAGUUUUUAUUUUCAGUCAUGCCGGCAUGGCAUCAAUUUCAGCAAAUCGGUUCGAGUGCAGCCCAGACAGGUAUUGAGCCAAUGGUGCCCCGGAUGAUGAAUGCUCUGUGCCGGGAUCUUGAGUGAAAGUUUAGUACAGUAGAACCUCGGUAUAAUGAAGCCGCAAUCAAUACGAAAAUACUUAGAGCUGAUUUUGGCGAAAUUCGCAAAGUUUAGAUUUACUUCGUUAUACUGAACAAUUCUUCAUUUCCACGCUCACUAUAUAUUGGUUCUACUUUAUACCAGGGUGGUUACGAAGGAAACUUCUGGAGUUGCAGGCGCAGAAGGCGCCCGAGAGAAAACGGUCACGCUUGUGAGUGGCCGUGCAGAGUUUGAGUACCUCUGGCUUUUCUAAAUGUGUGAUUAAAAAAAUUAAAACAUUCUCUGUAGCCGGCUGAACCACUUAUCCUGGCUUAAAAGUAAUCACUGUGAUCAAUAACAUAAUUUGCGAUGUACUCUUGUCACUGGAAAACUUGUGAAAAAACAAUGACAUCUGUCAAGCUAGUUUGCCGACGGUGAGAGUGGAUACAGUGGAUGCUUCCCGUGGGCUGCCACUGCUUCGAUGUCCAUGGUAAUAGGAUGGCAUGUGCGGUUCAGGACAUCACCUACACUCCAGAGGUGACUCCUUUUUUUUUUCUCUUUUAUUUCCUCGAAGUUGAUCGGUAGUCUGCUCUUGGUACAGUACCCAGUAUGGACUGGAAGCCAUUGUAUAGACACAGGGCUGCCUGCAAGACAUUUGGGUAUGCACAACAAUGCUGAGCGUUUGCAGGCAGCCGUCACACCACUCAUAUGGAAGCAAUGCAUUGUUGUUAGUCCAAAUAGAUGUUCAUCGCCAUUGAGAUGCACUAUAGUUUCAAAUGAAGUUGUGUUGAUUCGUCUUUAUUUUCUUGCACUAGUCUGACCCACUCGCUUUAAUUCAUCAACUUGUUCUUACCCCACUUCCCCCUUUGAAGACUCCGCCGAUUGUUGGUGAUGGGUAGUGCACAUAGAAGAGGACAACCUGCAGCGAUUUUUAAAAAAAGAAGAAUGUGACUUGUGCACUCUGGUCGCGGAAAUAUCUUGACUGGACAUGUUUCCGAGGAAAAGAAGAGAAUCUGUGGAAACCUACACAAUGGGUGUCCCUAGUUCUCCGUAGCCAGUGAUCGAUUGUGGUAAGCACCCAUGUCUAGCCAUAUAGCUCGACGUCAAAUAACAUAAAACUGUGCCCUUCACAAGAAAGAAAACAGACGGAUACAAUUGGCAAAGUUUAUUGACACUGUAAACCUUUCAGAACAAUGCCAAAAAAAAAAAGAAGAGGAACAAAAAAAGCAGAACACCUUGUUAUACGUACUCGUAUGUACUGGAAGCUUCUUCUGCAAAAGUGACUGAUCAAAGUAUUAUAUACAUUUAUGAUGCAUCGCUGUUAAAAAGUGUAUCAGUGUCUUCCACGUUCACAGCUUGUCAGAACAUGUUCAGAAAGCACCAAAUCAAGGUUGCACCCAAAUUAUGCAUCUGCUUUGGAUGCUCGGUGAAGAAUGAAAGCCACUUAUUGUUACUAAUGUUGUUCACUAUGUUGUCAUUGCCAGGUGUUGUGCCAAACUUUCUUACUUUGAUUUUCACCUCAACAGCUGGAGAAGGCAGUUACCGACAAAACUUAUAAAGUCUUCUUGCAUCAAGAAAUUGAAUGUCUGCAUUUAGCAAUCUUAUGAAUUAGGGAUGCAAGUCUCCCCACAGUGAAAUAAAAUGCAGAGUCCUCUAAUGGCUCUAAUUAGCAACACUAAGGAUGCAGGCACUUGUAGCAUUCGUUUCCUCACUUGUCCUGCUUGUGCAGAAAAUAUAAGAUCAAUAAACAAAGAAACAGAGCCUCUGUCGGAUAGAAAUGCGGCUGAUUUCAAAUCUUAAAAUGCAUCUUUUGACAACCCUUGCUCUUACACUUUUGUGUGGUCCUUAUGAAAAUGACAUCACAAACCUAAACUUGUGCCGACACAUACAGAAGACGCCGAAUGUGUUCACAUUUUUCGCAUGUAUAGCGUCGAAGCCUCUUCGUGUCCGUGUAUCUUUAGAAAACAGAUAAAAGGGGCUUUGCUCGUUUUCUGUUCAAUUUUUUUGUCGCAGCAUCCACUGGUGCGUGGAGUGCUAUCAGAGGUUCCAAUGAAGUUCUGCUACUCUGUCACACGGCCAAUGUACCUGUAGUUGUGGCAGAAUGAAAGAUUCUGCACAGCAUCUACUCGCUGACGUCUAGCAAACAUACUAACACAAUCGAACCUUGUUAUAUCAAAGUCAUGUCUGACACGAAUAUACCUUCGUUAUAUUGAAUAUUUGUUAUAAGGUUAUAUUUGUCACAUACUAUCAAAGAGAAAUACUUUAGAUUAACUUCGUUAUAUUCAAUAAUUAGUCACAUCCGUCUUUUUUAUAUCAAGGUUUAUUUGUUUUAUCUCAUUCUAGUGGAUCAAAGAAGGUGGAACAUCUGCGGAAGGCCAGAUAAAGUAUUAGACUUAGCUCAAAUGCGCCUUAAUUUCCUGCCACCUGCUCAUAAACAGUACCUUAAAGGUCACCAGUAGCUGAUCAGACAUGCCUACAAGAGCAAAAUUUAUGCUGGAAGAGGAGUGAUGGCAACAGGACAUUUUUUUUCCACAAUGGAAAAUGGCGUGCAUGCCCUUGCUCCAGUAGCAUUUCGUGCUAUUAGGCUCUGAAGCAGAUGCUCAUCAGAUGUUGGUACUGAAGCGAGCAAGCUGCAAACAACGCCGUGUGGCAGAAAAGCACAUAAACACCAUAGCUGCGGCCAUGAUAGCAAGUUCCUUUCACAUCCCAGAUGUUGCUGUACAGAUGAAAAAAAAAGGCGAUGCUCGUCUGCAAGUGUAUAGAUGUAUGUAGAGACAACCUGUAAUAAAUAAUCGCGCGCGCACACACAAACAAGCAUGAGGACUCGUGUCUGUAGAAAUCCUAACGCAACUUGAGAUGUACUGCAUACCCCUUGUGUUCGAUGCCCCACCGCCCCUGUUCACCUGUGAUAACGAUUCUCAGGGCCGUGGAGACACGGCGUAAAUAAAAUAGUUAUU
Molecule: messenger RNA, 6945 nt
Organism: Dermacentor silvarum
Lineage: Eukaryota; Metazoa; Arthropoda; Arachnida; Ixodida; Ixodidae
Exons: 5
Coding region: 388-1212 (274 amino acids)
Source: RefSeq, a predicted model, not a curated record